AUGUUGAUGUACACUGUUGUGUUUGUUCUUCUCUUCAAUGGUUGCAUGGCUAACAAAGUGGCUGAUUCGCUGAUUCAAAAAUCUUGCAAAAACAUUUCAGUUUCUAUAAUAGUGGAAACCAUUCCACAUUUCGAAAAGGAUUGCAUUGCAUCUUUCAAAGAGAAUCCGGAGAGCCAAAAAGCAAGAAAUGUCGAUGAUUUGAUCAUGUUAGGAGCGAAUAACGCCUUAUCAUACUUGAUGAACGUGAAAGGAAUUGUAGAGAAGAUUAUAAAAGAGAAGAAAUAUAAGAGUAGCCUUAGUAAGAAGUCGUUGGAAGAUUGCCUUCAGCUUUAUUCCAAGAGCGCUCACAUGUUAACCUCAGGUUUGAAAUACCUCAAAAAGAGGAAUUUUGAGAAGGCUCAGUAUGAAAUUAUUGAUGCAGAUGAAGCACCAAUAUUUUGCGAGUUGAAAUUCAACGGCGACAAUAAACAAAUAUCUCCCGUGAAAAAGGAGAAUAAUCUUCUCUUAACAAUGAUCUAUGUUCCUUAUUGUUUACUUGAUUUAUAG
This is a messenger RNA of Raphanus sativus (radish), 546 nucleotides long. Its product is annotated as pectinesterase inhibitor 12-like. Gene Ontology annotation, molecular function: enzyme inhibitor activity. Lineage: Eukaryota; Viridiplantae; Streptophyta; Magnoliopsida; Brassicales; Brassicaceae. The record is from RefSeq and is a predicted model, not a curated record. The transcript has a single exon. Bases 1 to 546 code for a protein of 181 amino acids.